CUCCUCCCGCCUCCGUCCCCUCCGCGGCAGCCGAGCCCCGUGCCGACCCGGUGCCGAGAGCUCCGCGGCCUCCCGCCGGGCCGGACGAUGUGGGUUGCUGCCGUCGGGGAGAGCCGCUGCCGGGGCAGAAGCGGAGAGCAGGGCUGGGAGAGCUUCGCCAGCCAUGGCGCUGUGAGCCCGGGGCGCCGAGCUGCGGCGAUGUGAGCCCCCACCCGCGGCCGGGAGACUCUUUUUUUUUUUUAAAUUUUUAAUUUUUUAAUGUAACUUAAUUACAUACCUUCUUUUUCUGUUUGUUUGCUGACCUGGUGCUUUUUCUCGUGGCUGCUUUUCUGCUUUUUCCUUCCCCUCCCGCCCUCUCUGAGAGCGGAGUGGGGAGGGGGGGAAUAGAGGAAGAGGAGGAGUGCAAACAGAAAUGCAGCGCGGCUCGCCCUGAGCCCGGCCGCGGGUGCGGAGCAGAGCCGCGUCCAUGUGCGCGCAGUGCCGCGCCGCGCCUCGGAGCCACCGCGCUGGGGCCGGGGCCGGCCGCGGGCUGGGGGGACUCUGACUCACCCCACGGCUCCUCGGCGGAGGGCGGCCGGCAGGAAGAAGCGCCGCCGCCUGCGCCCGGGCGGAGCGGCACCGCGCCGCAGGGACCUGCGGAUCCUCCGCGAACCCCUUUCCUCACACCCUAUCCUUUGGACACAGCUGCCGCCGGCGAAGCAUUACAAGUGGGACAGCAGCCUCCCGGAUUUACAAGCCGCGGGGCACUGCCAGCACGGCCAGGGGUCUCGCCGACGGCCGCCCGCGCCGGGAUUUGCGCUCCCCAGGGACAGACCCAUGGGCGGCGGGGUCCAACGCCCAGCCAUGGUUGUUAGCCCGGGCGCCCUGCUUCGCCUGGCCGGCUGAGCCCUCCCCGGCGCCGGGACUCGGGGCUGCAGCGCGUUAAGCGGGGCGUCCCCGUACCCCGUCCCCGCGGGGCGCGGCCGCGGCUCGGCCCCAACGCCCGGGUGGCGCCCCCCGGAGCGGCGCGUCGCAGGGGGGCCCAUGAGCGGCGAUGGCAGCGGCUAUCGCCAGCUCGUUGAUCCGGCAGAAGCGGCAGGCGAGGGAGUCCAACAGCGACCGGGUGUCCGCCUCCAAGCGCCGCUCCAGCCCCAGCAAGGACGGACGCUCCCUCUGCGAGAGGCACGUCCUAGGGGUCUUCAGCAAAGUACGCUUCUGCAGCGGCAGGAAAAGGCCGGUGAGGAGGAGACCGGAACCCCAACUGAAAGGAAUUGUGACAAGGUUAUUCAGCCAGCAGGAAUACUUCCUGCAGAUGCACCCAGAUGGUACAAUUGAUGGGACCAAGGACGAAAACAGCGACUACACCCUUUUCAAUCUAAUUCCUGUGGGUCUUCGUGUGGUGGCAAUUCAAGGGGUGAAGGCAGGUCUGUAUGUUGCCAUGAAUGCUGAGGGAUAUCUCUACAGCUCAGAUGUUUUCACACCAGAGUGCAAAUUUAAGGAAUCUGUCUUUGAAAACUACUAUGUUAUUUACUCUUCCACGCUGUACCGGCAGCAAGAAUCUGGACGAGCGUGGUUCCUGGGACUCAAUAAAGAAGGUCAAAUUAUGAAGGGAAACCGAGUGAAAAAAACCAAACCCUCAUCACAUUUUGUACCCAAACCCAUUGAAGUGUGCAUGUACAGAGAGCCAUCGCUGCAUGAAAUUGGAGAAAAACAAGGACGCUCAAGAAAAAGUUCAGGGACACCAACCAUGAAUGGAGGCAAAGUUGUUAACCAAGACUCGACAUAGCUGACAAAUACCCUCCCUUCUUGCAACUCCUCCCCUCCCACCCACCUACCCACCCCACCUGGCGAAACCACACUGAGACGACAACAACUGAGCAAGGCAGGACCUACUGGUAGCAGCUAGGAGUCCGAACUCCAGAAUCUUUCGUUGUGUAGGAAGAGGAAAUCGAAUCCCAGAUCCUGCCUGUUGCAACGUUUUAAAAAACAAAAACAAAAAAGAAAAAGAAGAAAAAAAGUUUUAAAUCAGGACUCCAUUAACAUUUUCAAAAGCAAACUGUUUGCUCUGUGAUCAAAGGGGGAAAAAAAUCUCAUCUCUGCAUAAUAAUAACUAAUAAAUAUAAUAAUAAUAAUAAAGAUGUUACCUUUAAAAAUAAAAGAAAGCUUUUGGAAAAUUGAA
Molecule: messenger RNA, 2158 nt
Organism: Pezoporus flaviventris
Lineage: Eukaryota; Metazoa; Chordata; Aves; Psittaciformes; Psittacidae
Gene: FGF12
Product: fibroblast growth factor 12
Exons: 5
Coding region: 1034-1765 (243 amino acids)
Biological process (GO): cell differentiation; regulation of cell migration; fibroblast growth factor receptor signaling pathway
Cellular component (GO): cytoplasm
Molecular function (GO): fibroblast growth factor receptor binding; growth factor activity
Source: RefSeq, a predicted model, not a curated record